Molecule: messenger RNA, 2304 nt
Organism: Melanotaenia boesemani (Boeseman's rainbowfish)
Lineage: Eukaryota; Metazoa; Chordata; Actinopteri; Atheriniformes; Melanotaeniidae
Gene: thop1
Product: thimet oligopeptidase 1
Exons: 14
Coding region: 112-2169 (685 amino acids)
Biological process (GO): peptide metabolic process; proteolysis
Cellular component (GO): mitochondrial intermembrane space
Molecular function (GO): metalloendopeptidase activity
Source: RefSeq, a predicted model, not a curated record
UAUUUUGAAAAGUGUGAGCGGAAGUGCUGUGUUUCUCUUGAAUCCUGAUCCACGGAGCCACCUGUCAGUGAACCGCAAGGACCGAACCGACUUUUAUCCAGUCUGUGAACCAUGGGGCCGACAGGUGAGGUGGUGUUUGGCAGUCCGGUGCCGGUCUGCUCCGAGAACCGGCUGCGCUGGGACCUGAAUCCUGGGCAGAUCCAGCAGCUCUCAGAAGAGCUCAUCACCAACACCAAGAAGGUGUACGACCGGGUCGGGGCCCUGGACCUGGAGAGCGUCAGCUUCGAGAACACACUGAAAGCUCUCGCUGACGUGGAGGUGGAGUACACUGUCCAGAGGAACAUGUUGGACUUCCCGCAGCAUGUCUCUCCCUGUAAGGAGGUCCGAGCGGCGAGCACUGAGGCCGACAAGCGUUUGUCCGAGUUCGACGUGGAGAUGAGCAUGAGGGAGGACGUCUACCAGAGGAUCGUUGCUCUGGAGAAGAAGAGCGAAGCUGAAAGCCUGAGUCUGGAGGCGAAGCGAUACAUGGAGCGACUGAUCAAACUGGGGAAGAGGAACGGCCUCCACCUGCCCAAACAGACCCAGGAGGAGAUCAAGAACAUCAAGAAGAAGCUGAGCAACCUGUGCAUCGACUUCAACAAGAACCUGAACGAGGACACCACCACUCUGUCCUUCAGCAGAGACGAGCUCGGUGGCCUGCCCGACGACUUCCUGAGCUCUCUGGAGAAGGAUGGAGACAAGCUGAAGAUCACCCUGAAAUACCCUCAUUACUUCCCCACCAUGAAGAAAUGCUUCGUCCCAGAAACCCGCAGGAAGCUGGAGGAGGCCUUCAACUCCCGCUGCAAGGAGGAAAACUCGUCCAUCCUGAAGGAGCUGGUGAAGCUCCGAGCCCGGAAGAGCUCGCUGCUGGGCUUCAGCACGCACGCCGACUUCGUCCUGGAGAUGAACAUGGCCAAAUCUGGGAAGAAGGUGGCCAGCUUCCUGGAGGAACUGGCCCGCAGGCUGAAGCCCCUGGGGGAGGAAGAGCGAGCGGUCAUCCUCAAGCUGAAGGAGAAGGAGUGUCAGAAGAGAGGCCUACCUUUCAACGGAGACCUGCACGCCUGGGACACGCGAUACUUCAUGACCCAGGUGGAGGAGACUCAGUACGCUGUGGACCAGAACCUGUUGAAGGAGUAUUUUCCAAUGGAGGUGGUGACUCGGGGUUUGCUAGACAUCUACCAGGAGCUGCUAGGUCUGUCGUUCGAGCUGGUGGAUGGAGCGCCUGUCUGGCAUCCUGACGUUACUCUGUACUGCGUAAAGGACCGGGGCACCGGUCAGAUGGUCGGGCAGUUCUACCUGGACCUGUACCCACGCGAAGGGAAGUACGGUCAUGCCGCCUGCUUUGGUUUGCAGCCCGGCUGUCUGCUGCCUGAUUGUACACGCCAGAUGUCAGUGGCGGCCAUGGUGGCCAACUUCAGCAAGCCAACGGCCAACGCUCCGUCACUCCUGCAGCACGACGAGGUGGAGACGUACUUCCACGAGUUCGGGCACGUCAUGCACCAGCUCUGCGCUCAGGCAGACUACGCCAUGUUCAGCGGGACUCACGUGGAGCGGGACUUCGUGGAGGCACCAUCUCAGAUGUUGGAGAACUGGGUUUGGGAGAAGGAGCCUCUGCAGAGGAUGUCUAAACACUACAAGACAGGAAACCCCAUCGCUGAUGAGCUGCUGGAAAAACUCAUCAAGUCCCGCCUCGCCAACACCGGUCUCAUUAACCUGCGGCAGAUCGUUCUGGCCAAAGUGGAUCAGGCUCUGCACACCAGAACCGGACUUGACCCUGCGGAGGAGUACCGACGCCUCUGUCAUGACAUCCUGGGAAUUUCAGCCUCACCAGGAACCAACAUGCCAGCGACCUUUGGUCACCUGGCCGGCGGGUACGAUGCUCAGUACUAUGGUUACCUGUGGAGCGAGGUGUUCUCCAUGGACAUGUUCUAUGGUCGGUUUAAACAGGAGGGCAUCAUGAACCCCAAGGUAGGUCUGGACUACAGGAAGUUCAUCUUGCAGCCUGGAGGCUCUGAGGAUGCCUCGGAGAUGCUCCAGAAGUUCCUCGGGCGAGAGCCCAAACAGGAAGCGUUCUUGCUGAGCAAAGGACUGACAGUGGAGCUGGACGCCAGCACGCCUUGUCCCUGCUGACCUAAUCCACAGCAGCCAGCCCCUCUAGCUGCACCCCAAGGAGCAGCGCCCACAGAACUAUGGACUUUUUCUAUAAAAAGAAAAUGUAAAUUGUUCCAAUAUUCAGGGUGAAAAUAAAAUAAUUGGUGAUUUGUG